Molecule: messenger RNA, 1284 nt
Organism: Malassezia vespertilionis
Lineage: Eukaryota; Fungi; Basidiomycota; Malasseziomycetes; Malasseziales; Malasseziaceae
Exons: 1
Coding region: 1-1284 (427 amino acids)
Source: RefSeq, a predicted model, not a curated record
AUGUUUGCGCAACCUGCCGAGGUCGACACGAUGCAGGAAGAGGAGGCCGAUGCGGCGGCGCCAGCUGCGACACUAGGACACACACCAAGGUCGCCGACCAUCUCGGAAAAUUCCUCGCGCAGUCGGACCAGCUUUUCCUGCUCCCCGCGCGAUUUUCGCCUGCCGCUUGCGGCGACGAAUCACGAUACGGAAAUGCACGAUUCGCCGCGCAGUAUGCUACGCAUAAUGGGAUCGCGCCGCUCACUUCCGCGGGAUAAGAACAAGUUGCGCGUUGCAGAUAUGAUCCAGGGCGAGCGCUACCCUUCUGAAUUUGAAGUCGCGUCCGAGGCGAAGCUGCGGCGCCGCUUGGGCGACGGCGCCGAUCCCCCACAUCGACUCCAGCGAUGGCGCCGCGAAGCGCCGUACCGCGCACAUCCAUUUACCGAUGCAUACCAGCCAAGUGUCCCGGGGCGCGACAAUGCGCGGAUCACAAACUUGUUUGGCUACGCGCGAGCGCCUGUCUCGGAUGUGCAUUGCGCGCUGCACGAUCAGGCGUGUGCGACUGACGAGGACCUGGAGGACGUGUUUGUCACGACGCCGCUUGGAACGUGCGAUGAGGGCAGUACGGGCUACUCGUCGGAUGCAUCGUCUGCAGCGCUCGACGAGGACGACGCGCCCUUGGACGACAGCGCCGCGCGAUUUUCCACACGGCCGUGCACGUCGCAUCCUGUGCCUGUGCCGGGCGUACUGGAUAUGCGCAUCGAUGCGGGAGCACCGCCCGCACUGGAGCAGAUUGGGUGUCCGAGUCCACGUCCCAACAUGAAACGCAAAGCGGAGCACGAGCGGAGUCCGGGGUUUGGUGCGAGCCACCGCAAGCACAGCCAUUUACUGCGUGGGCCGCGCAAAGCGACGCUGUCUGCCUCGCCGCGCAGCACAUCGCCGCGGCACGCGCUCUUGUGGGGCGCGACCAACGCGGCCGUAUCCCCUUCGUCCUCACCGCUCGCUAUUGGAGGCAUUGCGCGCCGAAGCUUGACGCCUUGUGCGCUUGCCUUUACCCCCAUGGAAUCCUCGCCGAGCUACCCAGUCAUUUCACGGCCAUCGUCGCCUGGCGCGAAUGCAUGGAUCAGCAAGACACACAGUCGCUCGCCUUCGGUGGGGUCGGGUCCGGGGUAUGGAAGCGGCGCGAUUGGCCUGCGUAUCGGCGCAAGUGCCGUGUGGGACGGCGUGAAGCUCAGCUCCAGGCUCAGCGAGCAGGCCCAAGGGAAGGAGAUGGACGAAGGCGUGCGUGCAUUGGAGCUCGGCUAA